UUUACACAUAAAAUAAUUUACAAAACCUGACAAAAUGAAAACAGUCGAUAAUGUCAUCGUCCUGUAAUUAUCCUCGGGCCCACUUGUCAGUCACAAAAAUUUUACCUUUGGUUUGCCAUCUGUAGCAACACUUCGUCGAUGGAGCAUGAAUGAAAUUUUCGACCGUUUUGAAAUGAAUUUAAAAUUGUUUGAAGUUAAGUGACGUUUGGAGGUUCGUGGCUCGUAUCUACGGCCGAGAAAUAGUGUGUGGCGUGAUCUUAUGCUAUUUUCGAACAUUUGAUGACCGCUUUUGAGUUCCUUUCUUCCUUCGUAAGAUGAAUCAAACGGAAAGUAACUCCAGGCCGGGCACUGCCAUUAGCAACGUGAUGUAUACUCCGCGCACACCGCGAAUGCGCCAGCGAGAACGGUUCGACCUGAGUACCAGGCCAGAAGAGGACGAGACUGACGGAUUGGAAGAGUUAGUAGGCCAAACAUGGAACAUUUAUGCAGCAUCAGCUCUGUUUGGAAUCAAACAAGAUGAUAUUCAUUUCAAAAUAUAUUCGAAGAGAUUAAGAGAAGAAGUUGCAAGCAACCUGUCACGUGAAAAUGUAACUUAUGAUGCAAAAUUUUCGAUUAUGGACAAUUUUGUCUCUAGGCCGAACACUGAGGAUCCAGCAAUUAAGAUUGAAGUUACAGCUAAAACUAAUAAUCGUGAAAAUGAUGUUGAAAAAUCUAUUUAUAAAGGAAUAUUAUUAUCUUGGAGGAUAACACAGACUGAAUCAAAUAUACAGAAUUCUAUUAGAUUGCCUCUUCUACUAUGUCGUGGCACUCACAGCUGUAUGAAUGCAGUGCAUGAUAUCAUUGGUCGUAUGUUUGACUGUUUGGUGGUUGCUUUACCAGUUAAUGAGGACGACUUGAGCUGGUUGCUUCCAAUUAUAAUUAUAGCAAGUGACAAGGAUGACCAGCCAAUAGUUGAUGGUGAAGUACAAAUGGAAUAUAUAGUGCCAGAAUUACCAGUGACAGAUACCAUUACAGUUAAAUUUCACACUUUAGACCUCAGGAAAAUAUUAUCAGUCAUUGUCGAAGAUCAAGAUAAUAGAGUUAAUGUAUCUCUUGACCAUAAACAUAUAGAAUUGUUUCACGAGGUCUUGCAUAAGCAAAUGUUAACACUAGGAGGUUUGCAGUUGGGUUUAUGUAUGCUGCAUAGGAUUAAUCUGCGUGGAGUAACAAUAAGGGAAAACAGAAUGAAAGUAAUGAAUACAGAUAUUAUGAAUAAUGUAUUGUUGUAUUUUAGUGACAAAGCUCUUGAUAUAUUUCACACAGUACAUAUUGACAUAUGACUUCUUAUUUUAAUAUAAUAUAAAUAAUAUAUGGUUUGAUCUUCCAAAAAUAAUGUCAAAACCUAACUGUUAUUAACGAAAGAUCUGUGAGAUUUAAUUUAUAUUGACUAACAAAUGUACUUAUUAAUUUCAAAAAAUUUUAAUAGCAUAAAUGAUAUAAAAAAAAUGAAUAUUACAUUUAUAAUUUAUAACAUUUGUAACAUUUUAAUAACAAUAAUUUAAGAUCCAUAAUGACAAAAAAUCCAAUAAGUGUCGAUUUUGGAAGGUUAAAUUAGUAAAUGUUAUGAGUAUUGCAAUAAUUAUUUAUUUCGUGUCAUUAUUAUAAUAAAAGAAAUAGGAUAUAAAAAUUUUAAAUAAAUGACAUUGUAUCUUUGUUAAUAAAAAAAUGAGUAGUAAUUUUA
Molecule: messenger RNA, 1720 nt
Organism: Solenopsis invicta (red fire ant)
Lineage: Eukaryota; Metazoa; Arthropoda; Insecta; Hymenoptera; Formicidae
Exons: 5
Coding region: 315-1319 (334 amino acids)
Source: RefSeq, a predicted model, not a curated record